AUGUCCGCUCCCCACGUGAAUGGAAAUGGGAAUGGUCACCCCGCUGCUCCUAUCCCGGCCGCUGAGUCUUCUGCUACGCAGAGCAAAGUUCAGCCGAACGAUGUCGGAUGGCAGUUCGUUCCCCAGUACUACAACUUUGUCAACAAGCAACCUCACCGCCUCCACUGCUUCUACAACAAGCGCUCGACAUUCAUCCACGGCGAGGAAGGCGAGGAGGCUCAGGUCGCACUCGGCCAGCAGGAAAUCCACGCCCGGAUCACCUCGAUAGGCUACGACCAAUGCAAAGUCUACAUUCACCAGAUCGACUCUCAAUCCUCCGCCAACGGCGGCAUCAUCAUCCUCGUUAUCGGUGAAAUGUCCAACAUGAAUGGUCCAUGGCGGAAAUUCACCCAAACCUUCUUCCUCGCCGAACAACCCAACGGCUAUUUCGUCCUGAACGACAUUUUCCGAUACCUGAAGGAGGAGGUUGAUGAUGAGGACGACGAUGAGGAGACGACGGUCGCGUCGACCACUCCCGCCAAGGACAAGGAGGUUUCAGCGCCGGUCGAGCAGGCGCCCGCGCCGGUAGAGGUCAAGGCGACCGAGGAGAUUGUCGCGCCGGUCGACAAUGACGUCGAGGAGAAGGCCGCCGCGCCGGUCGAGGAGGAGAAGGAGGAGGAGGUCGCAGAGGCACCCGCGGCGGACGUCGGAUCAGGGCCAGAACCAACAAGCGAGCCCGCACAGGUCGACCAGGCGACUGUUCCGGAGGAGGCGGUUAUUGCUUCCGUUCCGGACAAGGAUAUCGCCCCGUCUGAGCCUGCCCAGGCUGUCGAGGAGCCCACUACAUCCACUCCUUCCGCCGAGGAGUCGGCUCCUGCGCCUGAGCAGCCCGCCGCCAACGGCGCUCCCAAGGCUGCUCCUCCUGCUGCUGCCCCGGCCGCACCUGCCGCACCCGCCAAGCCAAAGGGACCCAUGUCGUGGGCUGCUAUCGCCCGUCCCACCGCCGCUGCCAAUGCCCCCGCCGUCAGUGCCCCACCCGCCGCCGCUCCCAAGGCGGUCCAAGUCGCUCCUGCUCAGGCCGAGCAGGCGAACGGCUCUGCCCCCUCGGCCUCGUCUUCCGGCCCCAAGUCGACCGCCGUGGAGAACGCCAUGCGCGUCAAGACCUCGCACUGCUUUGUCAAGCUCCCCAACUGGGCCGCCAACGACCAAUCCGGCGAGCCGAUGGACGAGAACUCUCUCCGUGCGGCCGCGUCCCGGUUCGGCGAAGUCAGCAAGGUCGAGAUUGUCGGCAACAAGGCCUGCGCCUUUGUCGAAUUCAAGUCGAUCCAGUCGGCCACCAAAGCCAUCAUCGCGUCUCUGCAGACCAACCAGGGCGGCGAGGGUGGCGUCAAGGUACAGGGCCAGUCGGGGUCGCUCAUCUUCGAGACGAGGAAGGAGAAGGAUGAGCGCAGGAUGAAGGGGCCGGGCGGAGGUCAGCAGGGACCUGUCGGUGGUGAGCGGCAGAUGAAUGGUGGUGGAGAGCGAGGGAGGGGCGGGAUGGGCGGUGGACGCGGUGGUGGGCGAGGGGGCGCGAUGGGCGGGCAGGGCGGGCAGCAGCAGCAGCAGCAGGGGUCGGACGGGUUUGUGGAGCGUACGUCGGGCCGAGGGGGGCGGGGCGGACGGGGGAGGGGAGGUGCGCCCCAGGGAGACAGGCAGCAGAAGUAG
Messenger RNA from Dioszegia hungarica, 1683 nucleotides. Its product is annotated as putative RAN protein binding protein. The transcript is spliced from 4 exons. Gene Ontology annotation, biological process: ribophagy; protein deubiquitination. Gene Ontology annotation, cellular component: cytosol; ribonucleoprotein complex; Ubp3-Bre5 deubiquitination complex. Gene Ontology annotation, molecular function: mRNA binding. Lineage: Eukaryota; Fungi; Basidiomycota; Tremellomycetes; Tremellales; Bulleribasidiaceae. Bases 1 to 1683 code for a protein of 560 amino acids. The record is from RefSeq and is a predicted model, not a curated record.